AUGGCCAACUACCUCGCCUCCAUCUUCGGAACCGAGCAGGACAAGGUCAACUGUUCUUUCUACUACAAGAUCGGUGCCUGCCGUCACGGCGACCGCUGCUCGCGAAAACACGUCAAGCCAUCGUACUCGCAGACGAUCCUGCUGCCCAACCUGUACCAGAACCCGGCAUACGACCCCAAGAACAAGAUGAAUGCGCAGCAGAUGCAGAUGCACUUUGAUGCCUUUUACGAGGACAUUUGGUGUGAGCUGUGCCAGUACGGGCUGGUAGAGGAGCUCGUUGUUUGCGACAACAACAAUGACCAUCUGAUUGGCAACGUCUACGUACGUUUCAAGUACGAAGAGGAUGCCCAAAAAGCCUGCGAUGCCCUCAACAGUCGUUGGUACGCUGGUCGCCCUAUCUACUGCGAACUCUCGCCCGUUACCGAUUUCCGCGAAGCGUGUUGUCGACUGAAUAGCGGUGAGGGCUGUGUGCGCGGCGGCUUUUGCAAUUUCAUUCAUCGCAAGGAACCGUCUCCUGAGCUGGACAGGGAGCUAGACAUGUGCACGCGAAAGUGGCUUAAGGAGCGCGGCCGCGAUGCCAGGAGUAUGAGCAGGAGUCCUACACCGCCCGCCACUGCUGCUAAGAACAGGUUUUGA
This is a messenger RNA of Bipolaris zeicola 26-R-13, 636 nucleotides long. RefSeq lists its product as uncharacterized. Gene Ontology annotation, molecular function: pre-mRNA 3'-splice site binding; metal ion binding. Gene Ontology annotation, biological process: mRNA splicing, via spliceosome. The record is from RefSeq and is a predicted model, not a curated record. Lineage: Eukaryota; Fungi; Ascomycota; Dothideomycetes; Pleosporales; Pleosporaceae. Gene Ontology annotation, cellular component: U2AF complex; spliceosomal complex. The transcript is spliced from 2 exons. The coding region runs from base 1 to 636 and encodes 211 amino acids.